Messenger RNA from Capsicum annuum, 783 nucleotides. RefSeq lists its product as uncharacterized. The transcript has 2 exons. Bases 436 to 762 code for a protein of 108 amino acids. Lineage: Eukaryota; Viridiplantae; Streptophyta; Magnoliopsida; Solanales; Solanaceae. The record is from RefSeq and is a predicted model, not a curated record.
GGAGUUGAAAUUUGAAAUAUAGACAACUAAAAAUUUUUGAAGUUAAUGUUUGCACUUGCAAUUUAUUUAUACAAAAAAUUUAGUAUGAGUAAAAGCCUGAGACAUCCAAAACUGAUUCAGAUUUCAAAGAUCUUUCAAGAUAAAUUUUCAAAAAGUUAAUCCAAACCCAAAUAAAUAUUAAAAAAUAAAUUUUUAAAAUCCAAUUCAAAAUGUUACUACAUGAAACGCUAGCUUAAUAGUGGGUAGAGGAAGGCAGAUUUUUAUAAUAUCGAGAAAGGGACAGAGAAACUUUUCAUGUCCCAGUUGAUACUGUACGAGGAGUUGGAUUUUAAAAUUAAAAGGAAAGCACUCCUCAUUUAUUAAUGCAUUCGGAACUUUCCGGUUUUUGCUCUUCUUUUGUCUUUCCAUUUCCAUUUGUAAGCAAAUAAGGUUAAAAUGGAACAAGCAAAAAAAGAACUGGAAAUUCUGGAAACUGAGUAUCCAAACAAGUUUGAGUAUCUCAAGUUGGAGCUAAGAUCCUUCAUCUCUUUUCUUGAAUCUGACUCUCUUCCUUCUUCAUCCUAUGUUGAUACUCAAGAGUCAUCAAGCAACAGGAAGAGGAAAACUGGAAGCUCUGGUAGUCGAGAAGAGCCCAGGAAGAAACAGCAAAGGGCAGUGCAGGAUACUGCGGGUUGUACCAAGAGAAGUAGGAUUGAUGUUGUCAUGGAGAGGGCUCAGGCAUGUCUUCAGAAAAUCCAACGAUUCAAGACCAGCAACAAGUGAAUGAGUGAUUAAAGAGGGCCU